CAAAUUGUCUUCAUUUCGUGAGAGAAUACUGAGCCGUGCAGUCGUGCUAUCGUCCCCGUCCUGCCUAGUUUGAAAAACGAGUAAAAUUGUUGAAUUUUCCUUGCAUUUUGCUCUUAAAAACCACAUCAGUAUUCAACAUGUUUGAAGCAAAACUUCUCCAAGGAUCUAUCCUGAAGAAAGCUCUGGAAGGAAUCAGGGAGCUGAUCAAUCAAGGAAACUGGGAGUGUUCAUCAGAAGGCAUCAGCAUGCAAGGAAUGGACUCGAGUCACGUAGCAUUGACCGCCCUUACCCUUAAGAAAGAUCUCUUUGACCAAUUUAGAUGUGAUCGCAAUGUUACAUUAGGACUCGGUCAUGCAGUAUUCUCAAAGAUUUUAAAGUGUGCUGCUAAUGAUGACAUCAUCACAAUUAAAGCCGACGAUGAACCUGAUGAAGUGAACCUUGUGUUCCAGUCUGCCAAUGACGAUAAAGUAUCAGAUUUCGUAAUCAAACUCAUGGAGAUUGAUGCUGAAACACUAGGCAUUCCAGACACAGAAUACACUGCCACAGUCAAAGUCCCAUCAGGAGAGUUCCAAAGGAUUUGCCGCGAUCUGAGUCAGUUUGGAGACACCAUCGUUAUCGCAGUCAAGAAGGCAUGCGUCGAGUUCUCGGGGACUGGCGAGAUCGGAUCUGCCAAGAUCGCUCUCAAGGAGAGUGGAAACGUAGAUGAUGACGAGAAGGUAUCCGUGGAGAUGGAGAAGGACGAAGGUUGCAGUCUUUCCUUUGCCAGCAGGUACCUCAAUUUCUUCACAAGAGCCACAUCACUCUCGGACACAGUCACACUUCAGCUCUGUCCCGAAAAUCCACUAGUUGUAUCCUAUGACAUUGGAGACCACGGUUCACUCAAGUACUACCUUGCGCCAAAGAUCGAAGAGGAUUAAAUCAUUUCAAAGGCAAUCUCCAGGAUAUCUGGUACAGCGCUGCUAGCCAGCCUCGGUCUAAAGAACAUUUCCCUGCAGAUUCGAACAGUCUCUGGGAUUACUCGAACAACGUGUACGGAAGAGAGUAGAAUUCCCACUAGGAAUUCACAGAAAAAGGGGUAUGAAUUGUCUGCAUAUCAAGCCCCGGUCCACUUUUAGGGGUUACCAUCUUUAGGCUUGAACUAGAUGAACUCUUUUCAGUCUCGUACUAUCUGAGCCACCCAAGUUAUUUUUACAUAACUUUGUGACCACUGUUUUAUUGAUACUUUCUGUAGGUACAUUAAGAAUUUUUCUGUCAAUGUUAUUGAACAGGAAAUAACGGGCAGUUCACUCUUGUACACCUGUAUUCACAUUAAAUUGAUAACUUUUCAUUGGUCAACUUUCACAUGUAUUAAAGUUUGUAUGGUUAAUCUCAAUUUUGUGUGAUUCAGGAAGGUUUGCUUAUUUAUUGGAACUUUUUUAAUCAUCAAUUAUACCUGGGGGGGGGAGCUUUUUGAGUCUGUUCUAUGCCUGUGAGGGAUUUCUAAGGUUAUGUUCACAGUAUAAAAUUUUUGCUUAGAAUAGGCAUUUUGAUAUGCAUUAACAUGUAAUAAAAUACAUGGUUGAGACUGGCAAUCCCUUGAUCUUCAAAAAUGUCCAUUAUGGCCCAAGACAAUUAUAUCAAAUAUGUAUAUUCUUGUCAAAUGUUAAGGUUUUAAUGCAUUUUGACUAUUUAUAGGUGUUACGAUGGGUUUGCAUAAGACCAGAAGCUUCAGUCUCUUUCCCAUCAGUUCCACUUACGUACUACAUUGACUCCAUCUAACCUUUGUUCUGAAGAUAGAGGUAAAAUGUCAGAAAUCAAUGAAUAAGUCCCCUGAAGGGUUAUACAAUUUAGAUCAAGAAUUCUGCAAGUAUUUAUAUCCUAAGAAAUCUUUGGGUGAUGUUCUUUAGACUUUAAUAUGAUGUAUGUUUGUAAAUAAAUCAUAUAAUUUGUGUGUAUUAUUCUACAUGGGUAGAAGAUAUUUGGCUUGAAAAUGCACUUUGCUGUAAAGUGUUCCUGGUAUGGCAAGAGAGUUAAAUGAAGAUUUACUCGCCCUAUAUGAUGGGAUGACAUUUUGUAAGAACUGAGAUGUCACAAUUCAAUGUCCAUAUGAAUUUAGAUGCCACAGUUGACAUUUUGAUACAUGAAAUAACUCGUAAAGGAAGUGUUACAACCGUAAUCAUUUAUGGCACUUGGCUCGCACACCAGGGCUCCGUAACACAAAGAUUAGCGAUCAAUCGCUAAAUGAACUGACCAAUCAAUAUCGAUGUUACACACGCAUUAGGUUUAAAAUACUGACCAGGGACCAAUCAGUACGGUUCUUAUUUGCAAUCCAUCGCAAACCUUUGUGUUACGGAACCCAGAUGUGCUGGUGCUUGUGAUGUAGCUUGUGUACAAUUUGUAUACAUCUGUCAAACAAACGGGAUAUUACCUAUUCACUUGCUUGCAUAGAAAGAACAUGUAAGGGCUAAAGUGAACCCUAAUACAUUAUCAAUUUUGAUGUGUGAAUGUAAGCCAUAGAUACCAUAUUUAUUGGGGAUUCCGUUUUUCAUUACCAUAGUGGCAAAGUUUCCUUUUUGAUAUUGGUUAUCAGGGCUUGUUUCAUAAAAACUUGCAACUAUUGCCAUUUUUUGCAACAACCAUGGAAACCUUGAUUGUGAUUGGCUGCUGAGCCCUGUUGCCAUGGUGGUUGUUGCUAUUAUGACAAAGUUGCAUUAGUUGUUACGUCUUGUGAAACUGCCCCCUGGUAUCUGUUGUCAUUGGUUAUUGAUUGAUUGCAAGCUUGUAUCCCUUAACAGAGAUUAGUGAUAGAGAUUAUACUGGUUCAUCACCAAUUCAAUGUUGAUCAUCUGCAUAUUUAAACACGAAAGAUAUUUAGUUGUCCAAUUUAUAUCCAAUGAUUUAUUGGACUCUGGACCUCUAUAAAAUCAUAAAAACAAUCUCGCAACCUGCUAGCCAAAUGCAACUUGACAUUGUGUGUGUAGAGGAGCUUAGCAGCUGGUCUAAACAUGGAAAUAUGUCUUUCCAGGGAUUUAUUUCCAGCAUUUGUUGACAUUUUGAGGUUUAGGGACUCGUGAGUGAUCUUAUGAAGCCAGAUGAAGUCUUAGUAUACCUUCAUUUCAAAGUUAAAUAGACUGAUUGUUUUCAGACCAAGCCUGCUUUUACUUUGUAUUUCAGUUUCAUACCAUUUUAUUCAAUGCCAGUCGUAAACCAGUUAUCACCAGUGUGCAUUCUCAAUCCAAUAAAAUGUAAAUUUGUAUUCUG
Molecule: messenger RNA, 3240 nt
Organism: Lytechinus variegatus (green sea urchin)
Lineage: Eukaryota; Metazoa; Echinodermata; Echinoidea; Temnopleuroida; Toxopneustidae
Product: proliferating cell nuclear antigen-like
Exons: 6
Coding region: 138-917 (259 amino acids)
Biological process (GO): regulation of DNA replication; mismatch repair; leading strand elongation
Cellular component (GO): PCNA complex
Molecular function (GO): DNA binding; DNA polymerase processivity factor activity
Source: RefSeq, a predicted model, not a curated record